Molecule: messenger RNA, 909 nt
Organism: Loa loa (African eye worm)
Lineage: Eukaryota; Metazoa; Nematoda; Chromadorea; Rhabditida; Onchocercidae
Product: OVOL1 protein
Exons: 6
Coding region: 1-909 (302 amino acids)
Biological process (GO): epidermal cell differentiation; regulation of transcription by RNA polymerase II
Cellular component (GO): nucleus
Molecular function (GO): RNA polymerase II cis-regulatory region sequence-specific DNA binding; DNA-binding transcription factor activity, RNA polymerase II-specific
Source: RefSeq, a predicted model, not a curated record
AUGAAUUCAUCUUUUUGGUUGCCAUCACCUCUACCGUAUACAACCAUUUAUUGUCCACCAGUUCCAUCAUUAUUCAUCGCUCAAGGUUUUCCGGCAAUACUUCCUACGGUAUUGAAAUCAGCUGUUCCGCCAUCAUCAUCAUCAUCAUCAUCAUCAUCUUCAUUAUCUCAGCAAAUGAAAAUUCCGGAAUCAGCUCAGCAGCUAAAAAGUCCGGAAGCUAUACCAAAACAGCGUUCGUCAAAAUUGUUUCUCGUCGAAAGCUUACUUCCAUCAGCCGUUGAAAAAAAACAAACUACGCCAUCACCGUUAAGUUUGACAACAGUAGAAUGGAUUAAUGGUGGGUAUGGUUUGAAGAAUCCGAUGCUACAAGGCUACGGUAUACCGGAUAUUGAUACUACUCCUGCUCCGGCUUCUGAACCUGGUUUACUGACAUGCCGAGUAUGUGGCAAAAAAUUUGCAUUACAAAGGCUUUUGAAUAGGCAUGCAAAAUGCCAUUCCGAAAUCAAACGAUACCUAUGCACAUUUUGUGGUAAAGGUUUCAAUGAUACGUUUGAUUUGAAAAGACAUACACGAACUCAUACAGGUGUUCGACCAUACAAAUGUGAUCAAUGCGAAAAAUCAUUCACACAACGCUGUUCAUUGGAGUCACAUCUUCGUAAAGUACACGGUACACAACACAAUUACGGUUACAAAGAACGACGAAGUAAGGUUUUUGUAUGCGAAGAUUGUGGCUUUACGGCUCCGGUAUUUGAUCAGUACAUACAACAUUUGCAACUAAAUCAUCCGUUCAGUCCGCAAUUAAUCAAAUUAACAUCCACUGGUGCAUUAUCCAAAUGUCAUCGAUCAGGCAAUCAUCGAUCAUCAUCAACAUCAUUUACAACCAGUACUUCCGGAAUUUUUUCUAGAUAA